UUGCGCCUCUCUCUCUCUCUCUCUCUCGCUCGCUCUCUCUUUGGCUGAGUGCUCUGGCUUCCUUUCAAUCCGCGUAAUUCUGGUCUGAAAGGAAAAUCUACAAUACUCUUCCUAGAGUUGUGUCUUUGUUCAACAUGGAUUCUGCAUUCACAGAUUGGGCUGAAGGCAUCUGUAAUAAGCUUGAAAAACUUUGUGAAGAAAAUGCCAUUAUUCAGAAUUCGUCCAAAUACGUUAAUGCAGUUGGUGAACAUAUGCAAACAGUAUUAGAAGAAAUUGCGCGUGAUUGGCUUGGCUCAAAUGGUUCUCAUAUAGAACCUUUUUCUGAAUUAUCUCUGGAGCCAAACAUUAGUUCUGAGGACUGUAAAAGUUCAACUUGUAUGAAAAUGGCUUCUGGAGUUUCUCCUGUUAUAAAUCCUGCCACAACAACCGAAAUCUAUGAGGAUUCAACUAGCAGGCAUGAUAGUUCUUCUGUUGGAAAUUCAAACUCCAUUAAAAUGGUUUCAGCUGUUUCUCCUAUGGAAGCUACAAGUCCAGCCUGUUCACCUGAGGCCUGUGAAAAUUUAAGGUGUUGGCUUGACAGUCCUGUCGAAAAGUCUGCUUGCAUUAAAACAAGUUCAGCUGUUUUUCCUGCAAAAAUUAUUAGUCCUGCCACUUCAACUGAGCCCUGUGAGAACUCAACCAGCAGGCCAGACAGUUCUUCUGUUGAAAAUUCAACUUGUAUUAAAAUGGGUUCAGAUGUUUCUCCUACAGAAACAAUAAUUCCUGCCACUUCAACUGAUGAUUCUAAAAAUUUGAGUCAGAAAGAUGCAUGUGAUGAAGAUCAUGAAAAAUUGAUACAUCAUAAAUUAUUCAGCCAAUGCAAAGCCUCUGAAUUAAAUCGUUCAUUUGAUGGAGAAGAAAACGCCAAUGAUGUUUUAGGUCCAGUUUUUUCUGCAAAUGAUCUUUCAGGUAGUAAAGAUGAUCAAAAGGAAAGGGUGUUGACGCACUCUGCACAGAUUUCACCAACGAAAGCAUAUGGGACAAAUAUUUUUAUUGGUGAUCACGAUCAGCAAAAUGAAAUGAAAAACUUAGUUGCUUCUGUACAGCCUCCAGAAUUCGGUAUACAUUUGGUCAGUAUAGCAGAAAGUAGUGGCUACUUUUAUAGGGAAGAAACACUUGGUCCAAUUUUCACCUAUUCAAGAUCAACCCCAGAAAUUGCAGGUGAAUUUGAGGACGUGAAUCUCAACGAUUCAAGUGGUGAUAAUGAAGACUAUGUACUUGACUUUAUUUCCCAUCUUGAAUGCAAAGACAUCUCAUUUAAGAAAAAAUUCAGGGACGCUAUCAUUUCGAAAAUGGGACUGAGACGGAGGAGGGUUUACAAUGAAGCAGACAGUUGUUUUAUGACAACCGAUGAGAAAUUACAGAAUGAACCACAGGCUGCUUCUAUCGCAAGGGCGAACACAACAAAAUCUACUCUUGAUUUAUCUGACUCCGACUGGGAACUACUGUAAAUAAAUAUCCGAGAUCGAAGCUGUAUAUUCUUCCUCAUUGCCACCAAGACGAAAAAGCCAAUGUGCUGCUUGAAGCUUAUUGUCAAUAACCAGGCCUAGGAUUGAGAUUCCUGCCUCAAAGAGCAAACUGAAAGUUUUGUUCCGGUGUAAUUCGAUUUUGUUUAUUAGCAACUUCAUUUCCAAUAAUAUUAAGCAAACUUCACGCAA
Molecule: messenger RNA, 1697 nt
Organism: Dioscorea cayenensis subsp. rotundata (Guinea yam)
Lineage: Eukaryota; Viridiplantae; Streptophyta; Magnoliopsida; Dioscoreales; Dioscoreaceae
Exons: 6
Coding region: 135-1490 (451 amino acids)
Source: RefSeq, a predicted model, not a curated record